GUCGACAUAGCAAGGUUCAUAAACAAACAUGGCGGCGGUGAGCGUUUUCAAACCGGGUUUGUUCAACCAAAAAGUCGCCGUGGUGACAGGUGGAGGGACCGGCAUCGGCAAAGCCAUCUCUACGGAGCUGCUGGAGCUCGGCUGCAGUGUGGUGAUCUCUAGCAGAAAUGCAGAGAGGCUGCAGAAAGUAGCCAAAGAGAUGAGACAGAAGAUCCCAGCCUCCAGUCCUGCCAGUGUGACUCCUGUGCCUUGUAACAUCCGCAAUGAGGAGGAGGUGAAUAAUCUCGUCUCAUCGGUGCUAAGACAGUAUGGUCGUAUUGACUACUUGGUGAACAAUGGCGGGGGUCAGUUCAGCAGCCCAGUAGAGAACAUGACCUCCAAAGGCUGGAAGGCUGUGAUCGACACAAACCUGACAGGAACUUUCCACUGCUGCAAGGAAGUCUACACAGCAUAUAUGAAGAAGCAUGGGGGCGUCAUAGUGAAUAUCAUUGCCGACAUGUGGAAGGGCUUCCCUGGCAUGGCACACACAGGCGCAGCAAGGGCGGCAGUGGACAACCUAACCAAAAGCCUGGCCAUCGAGUGGGCAUCUUCAGGAGUCCGAGUUAAUGCUGUAGCACCUGGUACAAUCUUUUCCAAAACUGCGAUGGAGAACUACAAGGAACUCGGACCGCAUCUUUUUAAGACGUCUGUGCCAUUCUCCCCUGCAAAGAGACUGGGAGUGCCUGAGGAGAUCUCCUCAGUUGUGUGCUUUCUGCUCUCCCCUGCUGCCUCCUUCAUCUCUGGAGCCACAUUAAAGGUUGAUGCAGGACAAAGUCUGUACCGAACCAUGUGGGAGAUACCUGAUCACCAGGCAUGGCCUGAAGCUCCAGAGGGUGAAAACUUGGUUGCUUUAAAGGAGCUGCUGGAGCCGCAAAGCAAACUUUAAUCGUCUUGUUUGACAAGUGGACUCCACAAAAGUCUCCACGGUUAACAACACAGAUUCUGCUUUUAAAGUCCACAGUAUAAAGUAUAAUCCUGGCUGUAAUAUAAAAAAUGUAAAUAAUCCUAGUCAAAUAAAUCUUUUUUGAAAAACAAUAUAUUUUGCUUUACCAGAUAGGUUGUUUGGAUUGAUAUAAGAGAAAUGUUAAUAUUACACAAAUAGAAAAAAAUGACCUUUGGUAAUACACCAGUGUUGUCUUUUUUCAUCAUAAGCACUUUGUGUUGAAGCUCAUUAGAAUAAUGUUAAAAAUACAGCAUUGUUGCGCUUUGUUAGACACAAUGCCUUUUUGUUUUUUUAAUUUGAUAUUUUUUAAUCACCUAAAAAUGUACUAAUUAUGAACUAUAGCACUUUGCUGAAAUUGUAACAUGUAAAAUAGCUGUUUAAUUGUAAUAGAGGUGAGUACUGUUGAUGUGAUGAUGUUACAGAUCCAGUGAGUAAAAAUAUAAUUAUAGCCUUA
Messenger RNA from Oryzias latipes (Japanese medaka), 1436 nucleotides. RefSeq names its product peroxisomal trans-2-enoyl-CoA reductase (gene pecr). Gene Ontology annotation, biological process: phytol metabolic process; mitochondrial respiratory chain complex I assembly; electron transport chain. Lineage: Eukaryota; Metazoa; Chordata; Actinopteri; Beloniformes; Adrianichthyidae. Gene Ontology annotation, molecular function: trans-2-enoyl-CoA reductase (NADPH) activity. Gene Ontology annotation, cellular component: mitochondrion; peroxisome; respiratory chain complex I. The record is from RefSeq and is a predicted model, not a curated record.